Molecule: messenger RNA, 1287 nt
Organism: Brettanomyces nanus
Lineage: Eukaryota; Fungi; Ascomycota; Pichiomycetes; Pichiales; Pichiaceae
Exons: 1
Coding region: 1-1287 (428 amino acids)
Molecular function (GO): protein binding
Source: RefSeq, a predicted model, not a curated record
AUGUCUCUUCCUGAUGUUUGUGCCACUGUCAUCAGCGAAGCCGAAGAUAUGUCACUUAGAAGAACGUCAAGUCUUUUGUACGGAAUUGUGUUGGUCUUCAAGCAUAAGGUUAAUGAUAUCUAUAGGGAAUCAUCUUCAUUUAAGUCUAGAAUCAAUCAGAAUAUGUCUUUUACAAAAAGAUGCAGAAUAGUUGUUGCUCCGAACGCUCGGUGCUUAGUGGUCAGGAAUUUGAUCUCAGUUCUGACUGAUGAUCCGUGUUUUGAUGUUAAUAUUGAUUUCCUUCAAGAGGCCUCACAAAUUCUGCAGGAGCAAAUUGGGCCUGAAAGGAAUCCUUCUGAAAUUAAUGCUAUUAGUGGCUCUUCUAUUGAUGAGUCACUUGAGCACCCUCUUUCUGCUGUGGCAUCAUCACCAAUGGCUCCCGAAUGGAACCCAGACUUCACUUUUGAUAAUUCCGGAGAGGCUGUAAUACAACCCGGAAACAAACCUGGCUGUCCAAUUGAUUUCAUAGAUCCUGGAGCACUUUUUGGGGAACAACCAGAAGUAACUCCAAUUCCGAGAACUGCACUAAUGCCAGCUGCUGAACAGCCUUCCCCAAAAGUCCGGCCUAGAAAAAGAAUGCAUAAAAUUCAAAAUGACAUGGAAAUCAGCUUCAGCAUGCCUCUUAUCAAAAAGUUCCACUAUGACUGCCUUCAAAGAUAUUCAACACAAAAAAAGAAGCAGAACGUCUCAAGCAAUAUGAGUUUCCCUAAGCCAUUUGUUCAGUUACUUAAGAGCAUGAGUUCUGAAAGGACUUCAAAUACUAGACGAUCUUCAAGUGUUUCAUCUAUAGAACAAGGUAGAAGAAUGUCAAUGCCGUCAUCCGUCGAACAAGGACGAAGGGUUUCAGAAGACGAGCAGGAACUCCCUUUCAAUUUGAAUCAAUUGGAGGAACAGAAGCAGUUACCCCUUGAUUUUAAUUUUGAAGGUGAUGAUACUCUGAUGAACAUCAGUUUCGGCAAGGAUGGAUAUAACUGUUCUGAAUCAGAUGAUAUGACUAUGUCACAAACAACACUGGAUGCAAGAAUUAGGGAUUUCCUCAACUUGCAGGGGGGAAGGGAAGUUAGUUUUGAGGAGAUUUGUCCUUCCACAAGAUCCACAAGAAAGGAAACCACCUCAGUUUUUCAAAUAAUUCUUUAUCUGGCCACUAAUGAGUUAGUGCAUGUUGAAUUGGAAGAAACAGUUCUCGGUAAAAGCAAAUGGGAGCUACUUUCAGGAACAGAUAUAAGAAUGAAGGUGAUCGACCCAUGA